Annulohypoxylon truncatum is the source of this 1700-nucleotide messenger RNA. Its product is annotated as NAD(P)-binding protein. Gene Ontology annotation, cellular component: endoplasmic reticulum. Bases 137 to 1618 code for a protein of 493 amino acids. The transcript is spliced from 3 exons. Gene Ontology annotation, biological process: ergosterol biosynthetic process. Lineage: Eukaryota; Fungi; Ascomycota; Sordariomycetes; Xylariales; Hypoxylaceae. The record is from RefSeq and is a predicted model, not a curated record. Gene Ontology annotation, molecular function: 3-beta-hydroxysteroid dehydrogenase [NAD(P)+]/C4-decarboxylase activity; 3-beta-hydroxy-Delta5-steroid dehydrogenase (NAD+) activity.
AGCAGGAAAAAAUUCCUAAAAGCCGAAAAUUGCCCACUAUUUCGAGCGGUGACAUCGUCCAGUUUCGAAUUUCAAGGUUUCGACUUCUACAUCGCAAUUCCUUGUCAAUGAUCAAUACUUACUUAUUGGUACAAUCAUGGCUGACUGGGCGGGGUGGGUAUCCGUAGCCCUAUGGACCGCGCUGGUGGCUCUUAUUAUGUACUUAUUCCGAGUGAAUCAACUUUUAAGCGAGACGCCGGAUGAGGUCCGAAAGCUGUCGGGUUCGCGCUGGACGCCGAACCAACUCGAGGCAACUUACAAGAGGUUGCAAGACAAUCCAAUUGACUAUACUGACAAGCUUCCCCCAAAACUAGAGCGUCGGUACGUUGUCAUAGGCGGCUCGGGACUCGUUGGCGGCUUCAUUGUGCUGCAACUUUUGGCCCGGGGCAACCCACCUGAAAGUAUCCGCAUCGUUGAUAUUCGGAAGACGGAGCGGAAUGAUAUGCGCAUAAGCCCAGCCACCGACGUUGAGUUCGUGAAGACGGAUAUCACAUCACCCGAUUCAGUUGAAGCUGCCUUUGCACUUCCGUGGCAUCCGAGCGUAGCCCACCUUCCACUGACGGUAUUCCACACCGCAGCUGUUAUCUUGGCCUCGGAGCGAUCCAAGUUCCAGUACGCCUUCCCAGAAGCCGUCAACGUGACAGGGACAAAAAACGUGUUGGCAGCCGCUCGCAAAGCCGGUGCGGAUAUCUUCAGCUCCACGUCAUCCGGGUCCAUUUCUAUCAAGCCUGUUGAGCCGUUUGUAGCGCCAUGGGAAUGUUCUCCGCGGCAUUUCUGGCAGGUCUUGGAUGUGACAGAUUUCUCUUUACCUCUAAGGGAACGCGACCAGUACUUUGCCAAUUAUCCUGCGUCGAAGGCGGUCGCGGAGAGAUUUGUCUGCGGUGAGAACGGCGAAAACUUCCGCACUGGAUGUAUACGGCCUGCAAACGGUGUCUAUGGGAAUCCGACGGAUAAUACUGUCGGGGACCCUUUAGCUAGAACGGUCUUACCAACUUGGGUUCCCCAUAUUGUGCAGAGUUUCGUGCACGGCGCAAAUGUCGCAAUCGCUCAUCUUCAUCAUGAGGCUGUGCUCGUUCGGCCCUGGCCAGAAAGCAUGAAACACGCGGGUCGACCAUUCGUGGUAACGGAUCCCAACCCUCCAAUCACGUAUAGCGAUCUGUAUACCGCGAUUGGGACAUUAUCCGUGCAUCCAUUCCACACGAUAAACGUACCUCCCAUCUUGAUUCUCCUGCUCGCUCAUGCGAUCGAGAUGUACGGUGAUCUGCCUUACAAGUAUCCCUUCCUGGGCAAGGUAUUACCCAAGCUUCAAGGCGAUAUAAGACACCUGAAGCCAGGCAUUAUGUCAAUAUGCACGCAUUUGGUGGCAUCGAACAACGAAGCCGGGAAACCAGUCUCUCAGGGUGGCCUGGGGUACUCCGGCGUGCUUACGACGCUCGAGGGUAUGACGCUUGAGAUACUAGAAUGGAACAGGGAACACGUGAAUGAUGUCAAGACGAGAAAAGCGUACACGACAUCGAUCUCGCUGGCUGAGCAAAUCCAGAAGCUAUGGGCUGUGGGAGGGAGUUCAGACGAUAGUUGACGAUAUUCCAAGAACCAGGUAAUUCGAGCAAUGGUUUAUGCAAACAAUGCGUGACCGUCGUUUGCAUAUAGAAACCUAGAAA